Messenger RNA from Paramecium sonneborni, 696 nucleotides. The record is from the annotation of a GenBank genome assembly. NCBI's taxonomy places the organism in Eukaryota, Ciliophora, Oligohymenophorea, Peniculida, Parameciidae.
AUGUAACAAUCAUAACAAGAACUUUAUUUAAAGAAUUUAGAUAAAUUCUUAUAAGAAUAAACUGAUUUGGUUGUCAAUAUAACAGAAUUGAUCAAAUAAAAAGAUGUAGAUUUACAUGAAUACAAAUAAUAACUUUUAGAAAUUCUCUAAUUAGAUUUUAAAGGAUAAAAGUUAUUAUAUACGGCAUAGGCGAGAAUAUCUAAUGAACUUAAAGAAUUUUAUUCAAAAGGAUUAACUCAUAUUAAAGUUUACUAAUUAAAAGUAGAAGAUAAUAUACUAAACCACAUAUUAAUUAUUAUUAUGAAAGGCAAAAUUGAUACUUUGUAUGAAGGGGGAAACUAUAGUUUUCUCCUAAAAUUCCCUGAAAAUUUUCCAUAUGCUGCUCCUUCAUUUCGAUCCUUAAUUCCCCUUAAGCAUCCCCAUAUAUAUCCAAAUAUGAGAUUAUGCACACCAACAAUCAAUGAAUCAUAUGCUAUUUAAUAGUAUAGUCUCUUAGAAUUGCUAUAAUCAUGGUAUUCAAUUUUACACAGAGAACCAAAUGUCUUAUCAUUAGCAAACAGUCAAGCUUAUGAAGAAUAUAAAGAAGAAUUCAUAAAGUUGUAGGCUGUGUUUAAUUCAGAUGAGAAUCCUAUUUUAAAAUUAUUUAAAAUAUAAUAGCAUGAAGAAGAUGAAUUAGAACUUUUUAUGAGCUUCUGA